Molecule: messenger RNA, 745 nt
Organism: Octodon degus (degu)
Lineage: Eukaryota; Metazoa; Chordata; Mammalia; Rodentia; Octodontidae
Gene: Batf3
Product: basic leucine zipper ATF-like transcription factor 3
Exons: 3
Coding region: 97-471 (124 amino acids)
Biological process (GO): regulation of transcription by RNA polymerase II
Cellular component (GO): nucleus
Molecular function (GO): DNA-binding transcription factor activity, RNA polymerase II-specific; RNA polymerase II cis-regulatory region sequence-specific DNA binding
Source: RefSeq, a predicted model, not a curated record
CGCACCCCUAGGCAGAGCCCGCGUGCAGGGCCGGGGCGGCGGCUGCCGCUGCCUGCGAGGCUGUGCGCGGGCGGGGGCGCCGGAGCAGCGCCCGGGAUGUCGCAAGGGCUCCCGGCGGCUGGCGGCGUUAGCGUCCUGCAGAGAGGCGUCGCGGCGCCCGGAAACCCGCCGCAGCCGCAGAGCCCUGAAGAUGAUGACAGAAAGGUCCGCAGGAGAGAGAAGAAUCGAGUUGCUGCUCAGAGGAGUCGGAAGAAGCAGACCCAAAAGGCUGACAAGCUCCACGAGGAGUAUGAGUCCCUGGAGCAGGAGAACGCUAUGCUGCGCAGGGAGAUCGCCAAGCUGAACGAGGAGCUGCAGCAGCUGAGCCUGGCACUGAAGGAGCACGAGAAGAUGUGCCCGCUGCUGCUCUGCCCCGUGAACUUUGUGCCAGGGCUGCGGCCUGACCCGGUGGCCAGCUGCCUGCCGCGAUGAUCCCAGAGGACUCCUCUCUCUAUCUUCACAGUGAGCCAGGGUCCGGCAUCUCAGGGCAGGCGCCUGGGCCCUGCCACCUCCUUCCGGGAGCUCGGGCCUGUGCAGCCCGACUCAACACUGGUAUCAGUGCUGGAAGCACACCUACCCUCAGGGACCUGGGCUGUGGAGCCAGCAGGCAGCUGCAACCUCAGAAGUCACAUCUGUCUGCUAGUUUGGCAACCAGCAGAUCCUGCGGUUCUGCAGGAUCUUGUCCUACAGGUUUUGGGUAAUAAAA